CCUCAGGGGACAGCAAUGGCAUCACUAGUUCACAUGCAUAAAAUCCUCUCAGGCAGAAUGCAACAUUUUCCCAGUAUUGAGAAAGCGAUUGAAUGGAGUAUUAGAGGAGGUUCUCUAAGAAAUAUUGACUCUGCUCGUGUAUCCAUUCCAACCACUUUAAAGUAUGAUGAUUCAAAGAAAUGUUAUGUCCACAGAGCACGGUUGGAAGAGACUGAACAAUAUUGGAGAGGCUGGUAUGAAGGCCUUUCAGAAAAAUUUCUAUCUUCUCCAGUUCCAAAGCUCUUACUAUUAGCCGGCACUGAUAGACUGGACAGAGCACUCACAAUAGGUCAAAUGCAAGGCAAGUUUCAAAUGGUGGUUGUCAGACAUACUGGGCAUGCUAUACAGGAGGAUGUACCUGAUGAAUUUGCUACAUUGAUACUCAAUUUUAUAUCUCGCAACCGCAUUGGUCCUCAUGGAGUCGAGAUCCCUGGACUUGCUCGGCCUCGGCCGGCACAAGCACAGGCCGAGCCAAAACCAUAAAACAGCAGCCAUGACAGUUCAUUCUGUGGCCUUGGCUGCCUUCAAACUUCAAGCUAGGA
Hibiscus syriacus is the source of this 581-nucleotide messenger RNA. RefSeq names its product probable protein phosphatase methylesterase 1. Gene Ontology annotation, biological process: protein demethylation. NCBI's taxonomy places the organism in Eukaryota, Viridiplantae, Streptophyta, Magnoliopsida, Malvales, Malvaceae. The record is from RefSeq and is a predicted model, not a curated record. The transcript is spliced from 7 exons. Bases 16 to 522 code for a protein of 168 amino acids. Gene Ontology annotation, molecular function: protein methylesterase activity.